UAACUCUCCAAGUUCCACUAGCUAGUGCUCUCCCUUUGUGUAUAUUCCCUGUGGUCCCCUUUUACUCAUUUCCAAACUUUAGCCUUUAAAUUCUCAAGUUUUCAGUUUGAGUUAAUCCUCAUCUCUUUUUAAGUUUGUUGUCUCUAGUCGAACCCAUGCCAGUCUCAGCUAGUCCAGCGCCACUGUUAGGGGAUCGACUGUGUGAAAAUGGAUUUGAGUGUGUUAAAAUUCUCCCUGCCACCAAUGAUGCACAUGGAGGAGUCAUUGUGGACUUAAAGGAGCCUUUGCACUCCGAAGUUUUUGCUACUUUGCUUAGAUCUUCACUUUUACAUUGGAAGCAACAGGGAAAAGAUGGUGUUUGGAUCAAGUUUCCUAUUGAGCUUGUUAAUCUUGUUGAAACUGCAGUUAAGGAGGGUUUUUGGUACCACCAUGCAGAGCCAAACUAUCUAAUGCUAGUUUACUGGAUUCCCAAAACUGACUGCACAAUACCUCCAAAUGCUUCUCAUUGUGUAGCAGUUGGAGCUAUUGUCUUGAACGAUAAUAAAGAGGUGCUUGUGGUUCUGGAAAAAAAAGGAGGAUUUCAUGGGAUUGGUGUUUGGAAGAUACCUACUGGAGUUGUUGAUGCAGGUGAGGAGAUUUUUGAGGCAGCUAUUAGAGAAGUAAAAGAAGAGACAGGAGUAAGUAUAAAGUGUCAAGAGUACAUGUUGCAUUCCCAUGUCAUAGAAUCUCAGAAUUAUUGUAUUAUGGUGAUGACUUCUAUUUUGGUCUGCUUUAUUUUUGUUCAGAUUGAUACAGAAUUUGUGGAAUUACUAGCAUUCAGACACACACACAAUUCAUUCUUUGGAAAAUCGGGUCUAUCUUUUAUUUGCAUGCUUCGCCCUCUUUCUUUUGACAUCAAAAAGCAAGAACUGGAAAUUGAGGCAGCUCAGUGGAUGCCAUUCGAGGAAUUUGCUGAUCAACCUUUUAAUCAGAUGCAUGAACCCUUCAAGUACAUGAUUGAAUUAUGCUUGGCAAAGGUUGAAAAAGUCUAUAAUGGAUUCUCUCCGCGACCCAUCUCAUCAUAUUUCGUGGAGGAGUUGAAUUAUCUAUAUUUGAAUAGUCAUUGCCUGGACAAGUCUUCUUAAGUUUUACAAAUCAACCUUGGUCGUCAUCCAUAAAAGUUUAGUUUGAUAUUUCUUUCUUGUAAGGAUUUAAUUAAGCUUUUUCUCCUUAAAUUUAGGUUACUUCUGUUUUUGUCCUUCAAAUUUAUUUUUUUUAGUCCUAAAAUUAUGAAAGAUGUUCUUUUUACUU
Molecule: messenger RNA, 1290 nt
Organism: Glycine soja
Lineage: Eukaryota; Viridiplantae; Streptophyta; Magnoliopsida; Fabales; Fabaceae
Product: nudix hydrolase 10-like
Exons: 8
Coding region: 156-1124 (322 amino acids)
Molecular function (GO): NADH pyrophosphatase activity; ADP-ribose diphosphatase activity; NAD binding
Source: RefSeq, a predicted model, not a curated record